This is a messenger RNA of Rhinichthys klamathensis goyatoka, 2496 nucleotides long. It is a transcript of the gene dok4, whose product is annotated as docking protein 4. Lineage: Eukaryota; Metazoa; Chordata; Actinopteri; Cypriniformes; Leuciscidae. The transcript has 9 exons. The coding region runs from base 510 to 1508 and encodes 332 amino acids. The record is from RefSeq and is a predicted model, not a curated record. Gene Ontology annotation, biological process: cell surface receptor protein tyrosine kinase signaling pathway; positive regulation of MAPK cascade. Gene Ontology annotation, cellular component: cytoplasm.
AGACAGCUGAGAGUGAAACAGCCGUGUGUGUGUGUUUAGAGCUUGAGAUUCAGACGCGCUGCACAGCGUCUCGUCCCGAAACACUAGACGACAACCAAGAAGAGUCACUUGGAAUACUGUCCGCAGGUCUAAUGUCCGAACACAUUUCUUUUCUAAGAAAACUUGCGUGUGUGUUUUUUUCUUCUUCUGUUAGGGCACAAGCAAAAACAUCGCAUUUUCACAUUUUAAAAGCAGCUGUCUUCUCGGAAGGGGCCGCACCUUCAGCUGAACAUCAUCCAGUGAUCAUGCUGGAGUGAGGGGACACGAAAGAUCUAUAUGAUCUUUUGGAUGUGAAGUUCCACAAGCUGCUGAGUAGACGAGAUCAAGGAAGACUGGAAGACAAGCGAAGAAGUGAAGGAAGGAAGGACGGAAAGAAGGAAGGAAGGAGUUGGUUGGACUGGCUGAAGGGGGGGAAAGAAGGGCUGGAUGCUAGCCUCUAUUUAUUCUAGAAGUUCCCAGGUUCCUCAGAGAUGGCCUCCAACUUCAAUGACAUUGUCAAGCAGGGCUAUGUCCGCAUGCGGAGCAGGAAACUGGGGAUCUAUCGGCGCUGCUGGCUGGUGUUUAAGAAGUCGUCCAGUAAAGGACCUCGUAGACUGGAAAAAUACCCUGAUGAGAAGUCAGCCUACAUCAGAGCCUGUCCUAAGGUGACAGAGAUUAGUAAUGUGAAGAACAUCACAAGAUUGCCUCGUGACACGAAGCGGCAAGCUGUGGCCAUCGUCUUUACAGACGACACCUCUCGAACCUUCACCUGUGAAUCAGAGCUGGAGGCUGAAGAGUGGUUUAAAACCUUGUCUAUUGAGUGCCUGGGGACACGUCUUAAUGACAUCAGUCUUGGAGAACCAGACCUCCUUGCUGCUGGAGUUCAGUGUGAACACACAGAGCGCUUCAACGUGUUCCUGUUACCCUGCCCUAAUCUUGACAUCUACGGAGAGUGUAUGAUGCAGAUCACGCAUGAAAACAUCUACCUGUGGGAUAUUCACAACCCUCGCACCAAGCUAGUAACCUGGCCGCUUUGCUCUCUGCGGCGCUACGGACGGGAUGCUACACGCUUCACCUUCGAGGCUGGCAGGAUGUGUGACAGCGGGGAGGGCCUGUACACUUUCCAGACACGAGAAGGAGAGCAAAUCUACCAAAGGGUUCAUUCUUCCACUCUAGCUAUAGCUGAGCAGCAUAAGAGGGUCCUUAUGGAAAUGGAAAAAAACAGCAAGCUUUUAUCUAAGGGUUCAGAGGGGACAUCCUACCCCUGCACACCGACAGCAAUCUUACCACGAAGUGCUUUCUGGCACCACAUCACCGGAUCUCAGGCUGGGGUGGACUCUGCCAACGGUGACAUCUAUGGUGAUACCCAACCAGGAGUGGACACUGACCUCUUCUCUAAACGCCUUCCUCCAGAACGACAUUCGACCCUUCCUGUGGGGCACGGCUGCCCCCAACCCCCGACGCACUACCCCACGUACCCCAGCGAGUGAGCGGCUUAGCAGUGAAACCUUCCAGUUUUUCACCUCUUGACCUCCCUCCACACUGCACUCUGCCCUAAGUUUUUCCAUCAGCUCUUCCUCAGCAGGGGAAGAUCCAUGCUGCCAUGCUGCCUCAGUUCCCCCUGAGCCUGCCAGCGACGCUGAGGGCACUUACUGUGGAAAGAGGGAAACGCACUGUGAAGCUUGAAGUGCUUCGAUUGGAGCAGGGCCCACAGACCCUUGAAACUGACACGGGAGAUGCAAAACAAUGUUGGAACUGGCUCAGUCGCCUUCACAGUGCAAUAUGGUCACUCAUGCUGGGUUUCUGUGGGAGUAGAGACUAUACUGUAGGUUCUUAAUACUUCUCAGCAGUAUUUCUUAUUCUAACUCUAAUCUCAUGCACGCUCUUCAACCCUAUGCAUGUCCCCCAAGGUAAACGGCUUAGCUACGAUGGAGUUUCUUAGACAUCUGUAGAAGCCCCUACACACUAAGAAACCCCAGUGGAAGGGCCUUCAGAGUUUCAGCUUAAACACUUCUGGUCUAUGGUAUAAGUAAUCGAAAGCGUGUUUUGAUCAGAUGCUUUAAUCAUAAUUUGAUUGGCAUGUCUGUAAGACUAGCGCAGAAGACUCUGAGGAACCGGGAGCACUUUCUGAAAGGGGCAUUUUGUAUGGUCGUGCAUUUUGUUUCUCCUCUUCCCUUACUUUAAAGUGACUAAAAUGGACAGUUAUAAUGUACAAAACUGUCUCUGCCAUUUGGACGGAAGUGAGAGUUAGUACUCACUCGCUCGCGUGCUAUGUGUUCAUUUCAGAGACUGGUCCACCGUUUUAUCUGGAAGUUUUCAUGAGGGUCAGAGAUCCAAGUACAGAGGGAAACAAAGGUUAUGAAUAUACCCCGCUGAGGUGGUCGAAUGAAUUAUUUAUUUAUUUAUUGAAGUUUACCAACAAAGCACAAGACAAAUUGCAGUGUAUAGUAGUAGGUUUUCUUUAGCAGCUCAGCAGUU